Messenger RNA from Planococcus citri (citrus mealybug), 2339 nucleotides. Its product is annotated as heat shock protein 70 A2-like. The transcript has a single exon. Bases 258 to 2135 code for a protein of 625 amino acids. Lineage: Eukaryota; Metazoa; Arthropoda; Insecta; Hemiptera; Pseudococcidae. Gene Ontology annotation, cellular component: nucleus; cytosol; cytoplasm. The record is from RefSeq and is a predicted model, not a curated record. Gene Ontology annotation, molecular function: ATP binding; ATP-dependent protein folding chaperone.
GUAUAUAAACUGCGGCGGCCGCGAGAUGAAGCAUAGUUUGAUUUUACAAGCGACAAGCGAUCUUGAAACGAAGCAAAGUAAACCGCGAUUUAAUCGAGUAUUUUUCAGUGCGAUUUUUCUCACUAAAGUGUUAAUUCGUGAAGUGUUAUUGUUCGUGCGUUAUACGUAUUCUUGAACGUAAUCGUAACUUUAUCCGCGAAGUUCGAAAAUUUUUUCGUGUGUGUCGAUCGUAAAUCUAUUCGUGAAACUAAUUCAAAAUGAAGAUGCCAGCAAUUGGAAUUGAUUUGGGUACCACGUACUCCUGCGUCGGUGUAUGGCAGCAAGGCAAAGUCGAGAUCAUCGCCAACGAUCAAGGUAACCGUACAACACCCAGCUAUGUGGCGUUCACCGACAGCGAACGAUUGAUCGGAGAUGCGGCCAAGAACCAGGUAGCAUUGAAUCCUAAAAACACCGUAUUCGAUGCUAAGCGUUUAAUCGGCCGUAAAUUCGACGAUCCGAAAAUCCAACAAGAUAUGAAACACUGGCCGUUCACCGUCAUCAACGACUGCACCAAGCCGAAAAUCCAAGUCGAGUUCAAAGGUGAAAAGAAGGUCUUCUCGCCCGAAGAAAUCAGCUCGAUGGUUUUGACCAAAAUGAAAGAAACUGCCGAGACGUAUCUGGGAGGUAAAGUCAAAGACGCCGUUAUCACAGUUCCCGCGUAUUUCAACGAUUCGCAAAGACAAGCCACCAAAGACGCCGGUGCCAUCGCUGGUUUGAAUGUGUUACGUAUCAUCAACGAACCGACAGCUGCUGCAUUGGCUUACGGUCUAGAUAAGAACUUGACCGGCGACAAAAACGUACUUAUAUUCGAUCUCGGUGGUGGUACGUUCGACGUGUCGAUCCUCAGCAUCAGCGAAGGCUCGCUAUUCGAAGUUCGCAGCACAGCCGGCGAUACUCACCUAGGAGGUGAAGAUUUCGAUAACAGAAUGGUGAAUCAUUUAACCGAAGAAUUCAAACGCAAGUUCCGUCGCGAUAUCUCCGGUAAUCAUCGAGCCCUCAGACGUCUACGUACCGCAGCCGAACGUGCCAAACGAACGUUAUCGUCCAGUACCGAAGCCAGUAUCGAAAUCGACGCUUUAGACUCCGGUAUCGAUUUCUACACGAAGAUAUCCCGAGCCCGAUUCGAAGAACUAUGCUCAGAUUUAUUCCGAUCAACCUUGAUACCGGUCGAGAAAGCUCUACAAGACGCCAAGCUGAGUAAAAGCGACAUCAACGAGAUCGUGUUGGUUGGCGGCUCGACCAGAAUACCUAAAAUCCAACAACUGCUGCAGAACUUCUUCAACGGUAAACAGCUCAACUUGUCGAUCAACCCGGACGAAGCUGUAGCUUACGGUGCGGCAGUCCAAGCGGCUAUUUUGAGCGGAGAUCAGAGUUCGGCCAUUCAAGAUGUCCUGUUAGUAGACGUAGCUCCGUUAUCGUUGGGUAUCGAGACAGCCGGCGGAGUGAUGACCAAUUUGAUCGAUAGAAAUAGUCGAAUUCCGUGCAAGCAGUCGAAAACAUUCACUACUUACGCCGAUAACCAGCCUGCCGUUACCAUUCAAGUAUUCGAAGGUGAACGAGCCAUGACCAAGGAUAAUAAUCUGCUCGGUAGAUUCGAUCUGACCGGAAUACCUCCUGCUCCUCGAGGCGUACCUCAAAUCGAAGUAUCGUUCAACUUGGACGCCAACGGUAUCCUGAACGUAUCAGCCAAAGACAACAGUACCGGUAACACGAAGAGUAUCGUCAUAAAGAACGACAAAGGUAGAUUAUCGAAGGAGGAAAUCGAUCGUAUGGUCAACGAGGCUGAAAGAUACAAAGCCGAAGAUGAAAAACAACGCCAACGAGUCCAGUCCAGGAAUCAGUUAGAGGGUUAUAUAUUCAACGUGAAGCAGGCUCUGGACGAAGCUGGAAGUAAAAUACCCGACAAUGAGAAGGAUUCCUGCCGUCAAGAGUGCGAAAAUGCUCUCAAAUGGUUAGACAACAACUCUUUGGCUGAUAAAGAGGAAUACGAUCACAAGUACCAGGAACUACAACGGGUAUGUGCUCCUGUGAUGAGUAAAUUACAUCGUGGCGCGAAUGGCGAAUCUAGUCAACCGAAUGUUAGCGAAGUUGAUUAAUUUUUAUCGAGAUUUUUAAAAUAUUUUUACGUUCCUUUAUUCUAUAUUAAAGAGUCUCAUUUCAUUACUUUCUAGUAGCAUUUCGUUUACUUUCAAUACUUAAUUAGAAUUAUGUAAUUAUUUUUAGUUCAUUUUUCAUCGAGAAGACUGUUUUAUGUUUGUAGCUAUUCUUUUAUAUUUUUAAUAAAUUAUUUUUAUACGAAA